Messenger RNA from Copidosoma floridanum, 4981 nucleotides. Its product is annotated as Calcium-independent receptor for alpha-latrotoxin. The record is from RefSeq and is a predicted model, not a curated record. Gene Ontology annotation, cellular component: plasma membrane. NCBI's taxonomy places the organism in Eukaryota, Metazoa, Arthropoda, Insecta, Hymenoptera, Encyrtidae. Gene Ontology annotation, molecular function: carbohydrate binding; G protein-coupled receptor activity. Gene Ontology annotation, biological process: G protein-coupled receptor signaling pathway; negative regulation of angiogenesis; cell surface receptor signaling pathway.
UGUACGUGUAUUAUAGUGGUGUGUAUACAUACAGUGGCGAGCGAAAGGGACCAGAACGAACUCUCUGGUUGAACCGUCGGUGAUCUGUCCGUCGCAGCGUCGUGGAUAUUGUAUUAUACGUAUAUAUAUAUCUGGUUUUUAUUGUUCAUUCGUACCUUACCCGAAGGUACAACCCGAUGGUUAUUCUUCAUGGAGCCGCUCAAUGUUUGAUGUACUGGUAUCGAUUGGCGGCCUGCACGACGAGGCAGCGGCCCAGCCAUCACCGUCUGCCCUGCAGUUGUGCCGUACAACACAACCCAUAAGUAAUACCUACAUCGCGUCGAGCGCGCGUGUGCCUCCUUUCUCUCUCACCUCACCGAUGACGCUCUUGAGCCUGCGGCUACACUGUUAUCAUUAUUAACAGUACAGUGACUCGCGGAACAAGUAUGCGCGCGUCCCGAUAGCUAAGUACAAGGUGCAGCUCGUCGACCCCUUCGUCGUCGUCGUGGUCGCGUCUAACCCUGCAGUGUACCUACACCUAGACUUACGGGGUGUGCGCGCCGAUCGGAGUCUGCUGCCCUUCGCGAGUUUUGUUCGUUCAUCGUGUUGUUUUUUUUUUUUUUUUUUUUUCUGUUUUGUUAUUGUGUAUUUAAACGUAUACGCAGGAGGAAUGUUUUAGUUGAUGUUUUAGUAAUAGAGCACAGUUGUCCGAAAGAAAAGUGUCACCCGAGAUCUACGCGAGUGCUCGAAAUGCCAGUGUCCUUAUGUGGUGUCGUGCAGACGCUCUUUUUACGUGGAGCAUCAUCGGUUCCUUCGCCGUCGCUGUCGUCCGCAGUAACAUCAACAACCACAAGUUGUAACGUCAACGAAAUCAACGAAAGCAGUGGCAGUAGUAUUUUCAGUAGCAGUCGAGCACCGGGUAUCGACGCCUGAUGCUGCUGGAUGGAGUUUGUCCAGCAGUGGAAUACCUCAAGAUUACCUUUUAGUGAAAUGGUAUAGUCAGAGCUCCGGGAGUACAGUCAUGGAACCCCUCAAGGAUCGAUGGGAUACAUUCCUGCGAGCCCUCAUCUUGACAUGGCUCUGUCUCAGCAGCUCCGGUGUCAUCGCUCGGAAUAUAGAGAGAUACGACACGGCGUACGCGUGCGAGGGCAAAUGGCUCAAGCUGGAGUGCAAGAAGGGCGAGCUAAUAAGCCUGAUUCGCGCCAACUACGGCAGAUUCUCCAUAACGAUAUGCAACGACCACGGCAACACGGAUUGGAGCGUCAACUGCAUGUCCUCGUCGUCUUAUCGAGUACUGUACAAAAGGUGCAAUAAUCAGCAGAACUGCAGCGUCGAGGCGUCGACCAAAAUAUUCGGGGAGCCGUGCUCCAACACCCAAAAGUACCUCGAGGCGCACUAUCAGUGCCUACCCGUUGCAGCGUCCACAACGACUACGUCGACGCGACCGAGUCCGCCGCCCGUCCAGAGCACAGCGUCGCCGAGUAAGCCGCCCCCGUUGAAUCGUUCGCCCUCGCGACAGGGGACGUUGGCAACACCCCGAGCCGAAUCCACGACGGAAGGUGCCCCGUCGUCCUCGUAUUCGCCGGCGUCGUCGACGAUACCGCGGCUGCCGGGAGUCGAGCCGUCGUCCACCGCCGUUCCCCACGAGAUCGGCACCAGCAGCACCAACAACACGCCAAGCAUCCCGACGUCAACGGGGUACCAAAGUUCGCGGGCUCCGCCUUACCGGCUCUCCACCACGACGGACUACCCGGCUGCGGAACCCGAGGAGCCGACUCCCGUGCCAGGGAACACCGGGGAUCCCAUGUGCCAGAGAAGGGACGUGCGAAAGCUGUCGUGGAGCGCGACACGGCUAGGCGCCACCAUGGAACAAAAGUGCCCGGAUGGCACCAACGGGAUGGCCAACUGGACGUGCGCGGAGGAUCCCGAGAGGCCCAACACGGCCGUCUGGCACCCGAGAACGCCGGACCUCAGCCGGUGCAAGAGCGUCUGGCUGACGAGCAUCAACAACGACAUCAACAGGGGAGACGACGUCGUCAAGGCGAGCGGGACGCUGAGCAAGGUCACCCACGAUCACGAUCUCUACGGGGGCGACGUCAUCCUCACGGUCAACAUCAUGGGCUUGAUGGCCGAUCGCAUGCCCAAGGUGCCCCUGUCCCGUGAGGAUCGGAUUUACGAUCUGGUUCAGGGCGUCGUAACCACGGGUAGUAAUCUACUGGAGGAAAAACGAGCCGAUGCUUGGGAGGACCUGAGCCGCCAGAGCCAAACAAAGUCUGCCGUCAAGAUGCUCGAGGGCCUCGAGAUUAAUGGAUUUCUCUCCGAGAGGAACGUCACCUACGACGUCACAAAUAUACUGAUGGAGGUGUGGGUAGGGGACGCUCGCCAACUGAAGAAGGACACGGUGAUGUUCCCGAGGCAAGACCAGCUGAGGAACGAUUGGUCGCAGGUCCAGGUGGAAAUGCCGACGGCCGCUCUGAUCGACAGUCAGGCCGAGAGAGACCAGGUGAAGAUCGUCUUCAUGACGUGCAAACGCGUGCACAAGUUCCUCCCUCCGAGGGUGGACGACUCCACGGCCAACGGCAGCAGGAUCGUCAACAGCCACGUGGUGUCGGUGUCCCUCCACGAAAGGAGGAACGUCUCGCUGAAGAGGGGCCACCCCGUACGGCUGUACUUCCAGCACCUCGAGCUCGACAACGUCACCAAUCCCACGUGCGUCUACUGGGACAUCCCAAAGAGCGACUGGUCAAAGACGGGCUGCUACCUCAAGCAGAGCAACAGGACGCACAGCGUGUGCGAGUGCGAGCACCUCACGAACUUUGCUGUCCUCAUGGACGUCCACGGGGUCGCCUUGGAUCCGGCCAACAAGCUCGCCCUGCACAUUAUCACCUACGUCGGCUGCAGCGUCUCUAUCGUCUGUCUGGUACUCGCUAUCAUCACUUUCCAGCUGUUCCGAGGACUGAAGUCCGACAGGACGACGAUUCAUAAAAAUCUGUGCGUGUGCCUGCUCAUCGCAGAGGUCCUUUUCAUCUGCGGGAUCGAACAGACGAGCCAGAGGAUAGUCUGCGGCGUCGUUGCGGGUCUCCUGCACUUUUUCUUUUUAUGCGCCUUCGCCUGGAUGUUCCUCGAAGGUUUUCAGAUUUACGUCAUGCUGAUCGAGGUCUUCGAGGCAGAAAAGUCCCGGCUGCGCUGGUACUAUCUGUCCGCGUACGGGCUACCGCUGCUCGUGGUCGCGGCCUCCUGCGUUAUUAAUCCCCAGGGCUACGGCACCGAGCACUACUGUUGGCUCAAAACGGAAGACUACUUCAUAUUCAGCUUCGUGGGACCAGUCAUACUCGUCUUACUGGCAAACUUGGUGUUCCUAUCCAUGGCGAUCUACAUGAUGUGCAGGCACGCCAACACGACCGUCUCGAUGAAGAGCAAAGAGCACUCACGGCUGGCAAGUGCAAGUGGAAAGGAAGAAAAUGCUCUUCCCAACAAAUUGCAAGCGCACUUGGUGUGGUUGAGGGGCGCAAUCGUCUUAGUGUUCCUGCUGGGUCUGACCUGGACCUUUGGCCUGCUGUACAUGAACCGCAACACCUUGGCCAUGGCGUACAUCUUCACAGUGUUGAACAGUCUCCAAGGACUGUUUAUUUUCGUGUUCCACUGCGUGCAAAACGAAAAGGUCCGCAAGGAGUACCGCAAAUACAUCCGACGGAACUCGUGGAUGCCCAAGUGCUUGAGGUGCUCGAAGGACGGAAGCUCGAGCUCCGGCACGGGCUCGGGCUCGGGUGGGCCGGGCGCCUCGAACCCCCACCCAGGAAGCCACAGUGGCAAGAAUUACGGCUCGCACAACACAUCGUCCAUACCGUCGGGCCCGAUGACCGACAGCUCAGGGCUCUCGGCGCACAACGCCGCCAACAACAGCAACAACAUUUCUUCUAAGCCGCACGCGCGCGACCUGGAGCACGAGGUCGCCGGCUCGGGCCAUCACAGCGCCAUGACCCUGCAGGGUUACUCGCUGAGGGCACGCGAGCGCCGGCUCCUGGCCGAGCUGGAGGUUGGCUCGCGCGCCACCACUGGACGCAGGGCCACCUCCCCCUACAACCACUUUUACACCGAGAUCCGAGAACAACAGCUCCAACAACAGCAGCAGCAGCAGGCGGCGGCCCACCUGCAUCAUCACCACCACCAUCACCACCAUCCCCAGCAUUUGUACCAGCACCAUCAUCAUCAUCAUCACCAGCAGCAGCAAUCGCAGGACGAUCCCGUGUACGAGGAGAUCGAGCGAGCGACGGGCCAGGCCUCGGACGUGUCGGAUGAGGACGGGCGCAGGGUGAGCGACAUGUCGCGCCAGUCGUCCCGGAGCUACGGCGACCACCGGCCCCUCAUACCGUACUCGCCGAACGCCGAGCGAGGCGGUCUCGAGGCUGCCUGGGCCAUCGAGAGGCUCCGGCGCCAACAGCAGCAACACCACCACCACCAGCAGCAGCAGCAGCAGCAGCAACAACAAUUGGUGGCCGAGCAGCAGUUGAGGCCGCAGCAGGAUCACACGCGCACCGUGGCCGUCCUGGACGGUCACACGGUCGUCUGUCACCUCCAGCCUCAGGCUGAGUUGUACGCGGCGCGCGGCCUCGCUCCCCCGUCCUACAGCGAGUGCUAAGCACUUUGUGUGCCAUCACCGUGUGCAAUGCCACCCCGAUACGCACACGCUUACGAGACAUAUCGCCCAUCAACCGUAUACACCCCCCACCCCCGAUCAUCGAUCCCCCAUAUAAUUGUAUACUUACGACCUUACUUUCUGUCCUGACGACUCGCGAGGUACGAGACUUAAUACUUACCUAUCCCAAGGCAACUAACUCGGCUGUUCCAACUUCAUCUCCCCUUGCACCCGUCCAUUCCCAAAAAUUCGUGUAUUUUUAUAAACAUACCGGCACCGGCAUACCCAGACACGUAAGUACAACGCAUCAUAAAAACAAUACUCUCGUGUCUAGUACGCACAAGUGCAUAUACAUAUUAUACAUAU